This is a messenger RNA of Aspergillus steynii IBT 23096, 855 nucleotides long. RefSeq names its product type 1 glutamine amidotransferase. Bases 1 to 855 code for a protein of 284 amino acids. The transcript has a single exon. Lineage: Eukaryota; Fungi; Ascomycota; Eurotiomycetes; Eurotiales; Aspergillaceae. The record is from RefSeq and is a predicted model, not a curated record. Gene Ontology annotation, cellular component: nucleus; cytosol.
AUGGAUCAAACAUUCCAACCCACGCCAUCGGCGCCCGUCAUCCGCCUCAUGGUCCUCGAGACCGACAAGCCUCACCCCGACACAUACUCCCAGCGCGGCUCCUUCGGACGGAUCAUCUACGAGCACUUCAGCCGAGCCGGGCGCGAGCACCGCCCCCCUCUCGGCGUCGAGACGGACCAAGUCUUCGUCGUGACCGAGCAAGGCGGGCGCAUGCCCUCCGCCGCCGAGUUCGACCGGUUCGACGGCCUCCUCAUCACCGGCAGCGUGUACGACGCCCACGCCAACAACGACUGGAUCCUGCAGCUGCUCUCCCUCCUGCGCACGCUCUGGAUCCAGCGCCCGGACUUCCACUUCCUCGGCGUCUGCUUCGGCCACCAGCUCCUAGCCCGUCUACUCGGCGGCUCCGUCGGUCCCGCGCCCUCGCAGGACUGGGAACUCGGCCACUGCCGCAUCGACCUGACCCCCGUCGGCCAGCACAUCUUCCACACGCGCAACGACCACGUCCAUCUGCACCAGAUGCACCAAGACCAGGUCGUGACGGCCCCGACCGCUGCGUCCGCGGGCCUCGCCCACCUCCCUGACGACACGGAGAUCGCGUGCUGGGGCCGCAGUGACCACACGCCCAUCCAGGGCCUGUAUAUCCCGAAUCGGCUGUUCACGACGCAGGCGCAUCUGGCCUUCGACGAGGAUAUGGUGAAGCGGCAGAUUCAGAUCCGGGUGGACGCCGGCGGGAUUAAGGAUUUGGAGCACGCGGAUCGCGCGGCGGAGACGGCGCAUCUGGAGCAUGACGGGGUGGAGGUUGCGAAGGCGAUAUUGCGGUCAUUUGUGUAUGAUAGAGAUGACGGCGAGGAUUAG